AUGGCAGUCCUUAAGCCCUACCCAGGCUCAACAAUUUACCUAUGGAAAUAUAUUCCGAGUCUUGCUGGCAGUAUCAUCUUCGCGAUUACCUACCUCAUCACUGGAUCCCUGAUCGGCUUUCGUAUGUACAAGACGAAGACGUGGUUUUGUGCUGCUUUUGUCGUUGGUUGCUUCAUGGAAGUCAUUGGGUAUAUCGGAAGGGCAUUCGCCGUCAACCAGACUGACGCAUUGGGACCGUUUGUCAUUCAAGCGACCUUCAUUCUCCUUCCGCCCGCCUUCUUCGCCGCCUCAUUCGCCGCCUCAAUCUACAUGACCCUUGCACGCAUCAUCCGCACUGUUGACGGCGACCACCUCUCCAUCAUCAACCCACGAAUCGUUACACGAAUCUUUGUCCUUAGCGACCUUGCCUCCAUCGGGGUCCAAGGCACAACGGCUGGCUUUUCGGAGCAUGAAAACCUGAAAACUAUCGCUACAGUUCUGGUACUCAUCGGACUGGCCAUCCAGUUUAUAUCAUUCGCGCUCUUCGGUGCAUGCGCCGUCAUCUUCCACAAGCGCAUUCGCCGUAAUCCAACGGCACGCUCUCAUCAAAUUGGUCCGAAGUGGCUUCAUACUCUCUACAUGCUCUAUGCUGUUUCGAUACUCAUUAUCAUUCGGUCGGUCUUUCGCGUUGUUGAAUAUGCUUUUGGCAAUGAUGGGUAUCCGAUGGCUCACGAGUGGACCCUGUUUGUUUUCGAUAGUGUGCCGAUGACUUUGGUUACUGCCAUAUUCUUCUUUCGCUAUCCAAGCAACUUGGCACAGAAG
This is a messenger RNA of Hyaloscypha bicolor E, 801 nucleotides long. RefSeq names its product RTA1 like protein. NCBI's taxonomy places the organism in Eukaryota, Fungi, Ascomycota, Leotiomycetes, Helotiales, Hyaloscyphaceae. The annotation marks the transcript as partial. The transcript has 2 exons. The record is from RefSeq and is a predicted model, not a curated record. Gene Ontology annotation, cellular component: membrane.